CAACAGGGAGAACGUUACCAAAGCAUACAAAAACCAGAGCCAAGUCUUCUCCUUCAAGUUGAAGUUGAAGAGAUAAGCAGACUGGACACAAUGACAGACUGGGUGCACUGCAACACAUGUUUCAGACAGCCUGGAAGUGGUCCAAAGUUUGCCCUUACAAACUGUGGCCACAUCUUCUGUGGUGACUGCCUGGAAGGAAGUACCAAGGAGAAAUGCAAAAUGUGUGGAAAUCCAUGUACAUCUAUUACUCUGUCUGCCAAGAUGAAGCCUGACGUAGAGUUAUAUUUCACUGAUCCUGCAGAGAUAUUGAAGAAACACCAGAAGCAGCUUGUAAUGGUAUUGGAUUUUCAGAAGAAUCACAGACAAAGGUUGACCGGGCAUAGGAGAGAAGUGCAAUCCAGACAUGUUUCAAUCCUUGAGUCUGCUAAGGAGAGAAUGAAAGAAAUGGAAUGCGAGGUCAUCCGUUUGAAGGAAGAAAACAGAAAGUUGAGAAGUCUUGUCUCUGGUUCAUCUGGAUCUAAUACUUCUCUUAAGUGUUCUCAAAGACAAUUAACACCAGGCAGAGUAUUGAGUAGGUCACCCGCUUCCUCCACAAGUAGCAUUGGUAGAAUGGUUCACCAGACGCCAUCACCUUGUAAGAAUAGAGGCUCUCCAUUCAGCAGGCCAUCCUAUCCUACUACACCAACGGCCAUGGAUGUAAGUAAGGGAUCAAUGCAGAGCCCUCAAGUUGUCACCCCUGGACCAGCAAGGUAUUGCAUAAGAACACCUCCCUCAGGUGGUAGGAUGGGAACAAUAACGCCUACUUCAUGUGCUACUAUGAUGCCCACUUCAUCCAAGAUGACUGCUCCAAGCACACCUAGUUUUUCACCCUUUAGUAACAGUCCCACUGCAUAUAAUCCAAGGAGUGGCUAUGGAACCCAUGACAGGAGAAAUACACCAGGGGCUGGAGGCGAUGCUAUUGGUAGAAAACAAAUUCAGUUGAACUACACUCCCCACAGGAGACCUCCUGUACUAGGAAUGUCUAUUUCUGCAAGUCAGCCUUGAUUCUUCUCCCUGAUCAAGGACUAACAUUAGAAGCGUUCUCUAGAAAGCCAUCAUCAUGCACCCAGAGCAAGCAUACUUGCCAGUAAACUAAUGCUCACAAGCCCUGCAAUUACAAUUAGUUAAUGGUCUCAAUUCACAAACUAGAUUUCAAUCUCUGUAAACACAGUACGCUCAUGUCCUCACAUCCAGUAGGAGGUCAAUAAUGGGCAUAUUCAGUCAUCACCAAAUAUUAAAAUUGCAUUGAAUUUCAGCAUGACAAUUACUACACAUUUGGUAAGUGAAGGCAACAAAUGUCAAAAGGAAGUAUGCAUGUUAUAUGUGGUUAUUUUAGUCAACAUGAGAACCUUGAAACAUGAUUCAGAUGAUGGAGUGCAACAAACCUCCUUUGUAAAUUCAAUCUGUCAAGGCUAAAUGAUUUUGAAAUCUCUGCAACCAUGAAACUGUUUAAAAACUGUGACAAUCACAAUAUUGAAACUAAGUGCUUUUGAUAUGCCCAUGUGUCAUGGUUGCUUUUGAAUUGUAUGCACUAUACAAUUACUAGGAGGUAUUUCAUCAACCUUUAAAUCAUACUUUUAUGACAUCAUUGAAUAGCGGCAAGAUAACAAUUCCUGUAUCUGAUCAUUACAGAAUUGGAUCUUCUAAAUAUCAGUUUUCUUUACUGUCUUCACAGAAAUUUGUUGUUUUGUUUAUGAAUGUUAUUUAUUUAGUUUAUUCUUGUUAAAGUGACCGAUAUCAGAUUAGAGAGAAUCUAAUAUCUAUUUCUUUGAACUUGGCUUAAUGAAGUCAUAUACUGCAUAGGACUACACAACACAUUUUUUCAUUUUUUGGUUAACUUAUUUCUUCUUAUGUUAUGCAAAUACGUGCAACAAAUUUGAAUCAUACAAGUUAUCAUCAUACCCAUUUGUAAGUCAAACAACCUUGAAUUAGGGCCUAUCCCAAUUUCGCUGCCACUGGUAAUGAUAAAUAAAUAUCUACUGUGGCAGCCUACUGUUCCAUUGGUUGAGCACAGCCUGCCUGUAUAGAGUUGAAAAGAGCAUCUCUCAUCUCACUUAGGAAUCUCAUACCAUUGCAUCCAUGCUGGUUCAUCAUUUUUU
Strongylocentrotus purpuratus (purple sea urchin) is the source of this 2138-nucleotide messenger RNA. RefSeq names its product probable E3 SUMO-protein ligase RNF212. The transcript is spliced from 16 exons. Lineage: Eukaryota; Metazoa; Echinodermata; Echinoidea; Camarodonta; Strongylocentrotidae. Gene Ontology annotation, cellular component: synaptonemal complex. The record is from RefSeq and is a predicted model, not a curated record. The coding region runs from base 91 to 1044 and encodes 317 amino acids. Gene Ontology annotation, molecular function: SUMO transferase activity. Gene Ontology annotation, biological process: protein sumoylation; reciprocal meiotic recombination; homologous chromosome pairing at meiosis.